CCUGAAUGUUAGAUGGAGCGUCGACGACCAGAGACAGGUCCACUCACUCCCCCACCUACUUCCUCUACCGCUCCCGAUCUGCCUCCCCGAUCCUCAUAUGACAUAGCUCAUACAAACUGCCCAUCAAUUGUUCGCAAAAGUUUUACUCAAGAAGGCUAAAAGGAAGAAGCAACACACUCCCCAUCUCUUUUCUGUCACUUGCUAGGAUUGUUGGGCAGAUGCCUGUUUUUCCGAUCUUCGAUUGAUUUUACCAUGAUCAUUAUUGAGGCGUGAAAUGGCUCUGGAAGCACUCAACGUGCUUGGGUUUCAGCACUGCGUCCGGCUGGAGAGGUGGAAUUUGGAGCGUAAGCGUUGUGGGUAUGGCCUGCGGCUUACUAGUAAAAGGUGGGAGAAACAGGUCUCUACUGACGGUGAGUGGUGCCUGUGCGCUUGCCAGGCCACUCUGCACAAUGACGGGGAUGCGGCAUCCUUGGUGGGCCUACGGCCGGUUGACGGUGAACCAAAGAAGGAGUUGAUCCCUUUGCCAAGGCCAUUAUCUGUUACGGAUACUGCUGGUUCUCCUAGUUAUGGUUCUCAAGUUCGUGUUGCGUAUCAGGGUGUACCAGGUGCAUACAGUGAGGAGGCUGCCCUUAAAGCAUAUCCUCAAUGUGAAGCUGUUCCUUGUGAAGAAUUUGAAGCAGCCUUCAAGGCAGUUGAAUUAUGGCUUGUGGAUAAAGCUGUUCUGCCCAUUGAAAAUUCAGUAGGUGGGAGUAUUCACAGAAAUUAUGACUUGCUACUUCGUCAUAGGUUGCAUAUUGUUGGUGAGGUGCAGAUGGCUGUCAAUCACUGUCUUUUAGUACUACCAGGUGUUGCUAAGGAGGAGUUAAAACGCGUAUUGAGUCAUCCCCAGGCCCUUUCUCAGUGUGAGCUGGCACUAGGUAAACUGGGAGUUAUUCGUGAGAAUAUUGAUGAUACUGCUGGUGCGGCUCAGAUUAUAGCUGCUAAGAGAGUCAGAAAUACAGGAGCAAUUGCAAGUGCACGAGCUGCACAAAUAUAUGGACUUGACAUUCUUGCAGAAAAUAUACAGGAUGAUUUGGAUAACAUUACUCGGUUUCUAAUACUUGCUCGUGAACCUAUAAUCCCUAGAACGGAUAGGACUUUCAAGACAAGUAUCGUAUUUACUUUAGAAGAAGGUCCAGGUGUUCUUUUCAAGGCAUUGGCUGUCUUUGCUUUAAGGGAUAUUAAUCUGACAAAGAUAGAGAGCAGACCUCAGCGAAAACGACCCUUGAGGAUUGUUGAUGACUCUAACAAUGGAAGUGCUAAAUACUUUGACUAUCUUUUCUACAUUGAUUUUGAAGCAUCUAUGGCAGAGACUCGUGCUCAAAAUGCCUUAGGGCAUCUUCAGGAAUUUGCUACCUUUCUGAGGGUUCUUGGAUCGUAUCCAAUGGAUAUGCAUAUGUGAGCGCUACUUCCAUCAGGCAGCUGAUGUCCUUUGUUGUUAUUUGGAGUCUUCGAUACAAGAGAUCUAUACGCCGUUUUUUCUUCUUGUUUAUUGGUGGUAGGAAGGAUGCAACAUGAAUUUUGCCCUUCAAAGACGAUGCAAACUGGAGGCUGGUGAAGUUCAUCAAAUCUCUCUCUCUCUCUUUCUCUCUCUCUCUCUCUCUCUCUCUCUCUCUCUCUAUUUAUUAUUUUGUUGACAUGAACAUAAACCCAUCAUUGCCGCAGUUUCCUUCCAUAGAAGAACAUAUUAUCUCGGUUGUAAUGCAGACUACUUGAUGAUGUUGCCCUUGUGAAAUUGUGUCGAGCGACUAGCGGCAGACCACUGUCUCCACAAAAUAUCUUAUUGCCUUCAAUUAGAUGGUAUUAAUAUUAAAAAAAAAUCCUCGUUAUGGUCUA
Molecule: messenger RNA, 1875 nt
Organism: Nymphaea colorata (pocket water lily)
Lineage: Eukaryota; Viridiplantae; Streptophyta; Magnoliopsida; Nymphaeales; Nymphaeaceae
Product: arogenate dehydratase/prephenate dehydratase 1, chloroplastic-like
Exons: 11
Coding region: 275-1441 (388 amino acids)
Biological process (GO): L-phenylalanine biosynthetic process
Cellular component (GO): chloroplast; cytoplasm
Molecular function (GO): prephenate dehydratase activity; arogenate dehydratase activity
Source: RefSeq, a predicted model, not a curated record